AUUGACUGGAUAUGUGUUGCCAUCUUAAAUAAAAACUGCGCAAAAAUAAAUAAAAAAACACCCAACAUGUUCAAUAACAAAGUAGUAAUAGUAACUGGUGCAAGCUCUGGAAUCGGAGCAGCAGUGUCACUUCUUUUUGCCAAAGAAGGUGCCAAUGUAACAAUCGUUGCCAGAAAUCUUGCUAAACUUACAGACAUUGGCAAGAAAAUCGAAGCAACUGGCAAGAAACCACUCAUCAUCCAAGCUGAUAUCUCCAAAGAAGAAGCUGGAACAGUAAUAUCAAAAACAAUCGAUCAUUUUGGACAAUUGGAUGUACUUGUCAACAAUGCUGGUAUUAGUUCGCAAGGAUCUAUAAUGAACGGCAAAAUUGUAGAAGCGUACGAUGAAGUGAUGAAAACUAACGUUCGAGCUGUGAUUCACCUUACAAGCUUAGCUGCUCCAUAUUUAGCCAAGACUAAAGGGAAUAUAAUAAAUGUUUCUAGCGGUGCCGCACUCAGACCAAGCAAGGAACCAACAAGCGCAUCAUACCACAUAUCCAAAGCAGCUUUAGAUCAUUUUUCAAGAUGUGCUGCUUUAGAAUUAGCAACAGUAGGAAUCAGAGUGAAUACAGUAAAUCCCGGGCCAGUAGACAACGAUUUUUUUACUAACAACGGUGGUGAUAAUAGUCUUAAAAGUGAUCAUAAGAAAAUUAUGGAAGACCUUACCGCUCUUGGUUAUCUUUCAACCAAUGAAGAGAUUGGACGUGUUAUCUUGUUUUUGGCUAGUGAUAAAGCUAGAAGUGUAACAGGAUCCAGCUAUUGUAUUGAUAGCGGUAUUCUUUUGAAGUAUUAAACACAAACAGCAUCACCAAAAUAUUAGAUAACAUAUUUUGUGAAUAACUUUUAAUUUUAGAACGUUGCAUGUUGCGUGC
Messenger RNA from Cydia fagiglandana, 910 nucleotides. Its product is annotated as 3-oxoacyl-[acyl-carrier-protein] reductase FabG-like. The transcript has a single exon. The coding region runs from base 67 to 831 and encodes 254 amino acids. NCBI's taxonomy places the organism in Eukaryota, Metazoa, Arthropoda, Insecta, Lepidoptera, Tortricidae. The record is from RefSeq and is a predicted model, not a curated record.